UGGUGGCCCGCCUACAGACUCGACUCGGUUCACUUCUACUAAAUCCGUUGAUUAAUCUUUACACCAACUCCAGCAGUGUAUAGUCGCCUAGUAUUUUUGUCGUCGUUUAUCCGACAAGCUAUCCGUCCUUAUCCGGGUUGCGUACAUUAUCCCAAAUGGAUAAUCGAAUUUUAAUAUGGUUUUACUCACUUAUAUCGUUUUCUCAAUGUUAUAACACUAACAAUAAUAAUUAUUAUUUUGAAAACCAUAAAUAUUGUGAUGACUUAUCACCAUAUUACGGUGAUAUAAAUUUAGACCAAAUAUCUGGUAUUUGGUAUGGUGUCGAAAAAAUUCCACAUACGAAGGGGGAGUACAAAAUAGAGCACACAAAUGAAUGCUUCUUCAUCGAUAUCAAGGAACUCUACGUGCAGCCAACUCCACCUACACCGUACCCUCCGUUGACUAACUCACCAUAUUUAAAUAGAGCAUAUGGAUUGCCAGAGCAAUACAGAAUCAGACAUUUUGUUUUGGAGUGGCACGAGGGCUUGUGGCAAGAUGACUAUCACAUAAAGGUCAACACGUCUCAUAAAGGGUUUUGGCCUACAGAUGUUCCGAAUGGAUCUGUCGAUAAAAUAUAUCGAUUUUUUGGUGGCGUAAUACAAGUAUUGAAAGUAUCUCAUAACCAUCUGGUGCUGAACUUCUGCAUGAGGCUCCCACAUUCACAGUUAUAUAGCGUGGUACUUUCUAGAAAUGAGAAUCAGCUCACACCGGAAGAUCUGGCCAGCAUCCAUAACAUCUUCUCCAUUAAAAAUCUCUCAACAUCGUCAUUGAAAAGAGUUUGCGAAAACUCUGCGAUUAGUUUUAAAUCCUCUUUGUAUAUUUUCAUAUUAAUUUUUGUCUCAAUUUGGAGGUCAUUGUAAAAGAUAUUUGUUUAAUAUAUAUGUACCUAAAAAUACUUUUUUAUCAAUACAUAAAUUGGU
Molecule: messenger RNA, 959 nt
Organism: Zerene cesonia (dogface butterfly)
Lineage: Eukaryota; Metazoa; Arthropoda; Insecta; Lepidoptera; Pieridae
Exons: 3
Coding region: 156-899 (247 amino acids)
Source: RefSeq, a predicted model, not a curated record